Molecule: messenger RNA, 1291 nt
Organism: Nymphaea colorata (pocket water lily)
Lineage: Eukaryota; Viridiplantae; Streptophyta; Magnoliopsida; Nymphaeales; Nymphaeaceae
Exons: 11
Coding region: 182-943 (253 amino acids)
Biological process (GO): cytoplasmic translation
Molecular function (GO): protein binding
Source: RefSeq, a predicted model, not a curated record
GGCGGAGUAUUCUAAAUGCAUAAGAGGUAGACCCUCUUUUUGUAAAUUUCUCGUCGCGAAAGAGCAUUCGGCUGUUUCCCGCAUAGUGCAUCUGUCGUAGGACUGGUCCAGUGUGGAGAAGAGAAUUAGAGUUGAGCGUUUAUCCCAGGAGUCAUCUCCCGCCAGAUCUUGCCAGCCGACCAUGGCAGACUAUGAACAAGAGCAGGAAAUGGAGAUUGAAGCACUGCAAGCCAUACUUAUGGAUGACAUAGAAGAAAUUGAUCCUAAUGUCAGUGGACUUAACACCGACAACCGAUGCUUCCAAAUUACAUUGGUCCCACAUGAUGAUGACGCAGAUGAAGCUACAUCUGUUCCAGUUCGACUUGCUUUGGUUUUUUCCCAUACUUCCAAGUAUCCAGAUGAACCACCUCUUUUGAAGGUGAAAAGUUUACAGGGUGUAAAGCCAGAUGAUCUGAAGAUUUUACAGGAGAAGCUUGAACAAGAGGCAUCUGAGAACCUUGGUAUGGCAAUGGUGUAUACACUUGCAACGUCAGCUAAAGAGUGGUUGAGUGAAUUCUAUGGUCAAAGUACAGCGGUUGAGGAAACGGAGGAGAACGACUCUGCGAAAGAGGAUAUAAUCAUACCACAUGGAGAGCAUGUCACGGUUGAAACUUUUAUGGCAUGGAGAGAUAGAUUUGAAGCAGAAUUGGCUCUUGAGCGUGCCAAAUUGAUUCCAGAUUCAGAGCUCACAGCUCCAAAGGAGAAGAAACUUACAGGCAGGCAAUGGUUUGAAAGUGGAAAACACACCAUGAAAGCAGCUGCAUCUGCUGAAGUCUCAGAGGAAGAAGAAGAUGAAGAUAUUGAAUUUGAUGAUGAUGAUUUUGAAGAUGAUGAUGAAGAAGACAUGCUUGAGCAUUAUCUCUCAGAGAAGGCAGAGAUAGCACCACAGGGCUCUAGAAAAUAAAUCAGGUCGGACAGUUAAUGUUGGAGAAAAAAGCAAAGAGGAUCUAUUCAUGCUCAGGCUUGCUGAAGAGGGCCAAAGUAUUUUUUCAUGUGUAGUUAUAAAAGUUCCUACCAUAUUUUACCAUUUUUGAAAAUGAUAGAACUUUCCUCUAGGCUCUUUAUCUAAGACAUGCACAUCCGAGGACUGUUGGAGCAUAUUGGCGGCAUGUCAGUUGUUGGAUAGGACUAUAUGACAGGAAUUGCACGUGCAGUGCACUUUAGUGGCAUGUCAAUUGUCGGAUAAAGUAGUAUCAUAGGGGUUGCACUUGUAUUAACUUUCCCUGAUUGGAAGAGAUGCAGUUUUGUUAAA